AUGAACACAUUUAAUUUCUUUAAGAGAUGUUGGUCUAAUGUAUUCAGGAAAAAUGCAUUACAAAUAAAAAGUCGAAAGUUUGUUAGUACAAGAAAAGCUGUUGGAGGAGGGGGCGUAGGAACAAUGCUUUUAAUUUCACCUGUUUUAUUUGAACAAAAAAAUAAAGAAGAAGAAAAUUCUCCGAAAAGUGAAUAUAUAUUUAUGGCAGGAAAGAGUAUCGACUUUUUAACACAAAAAAUAUUUGAAAAUGAGUUUGGAACGUCUAUAUUAUAUUUAGCAUUUGUUGUUGCAUAUUUAGCAUUACUUGUUCAUGACAAUAAAAUAAAUUUAAUGGUUCAGAAAUUGAAAUUCAAAUAUUCCAAUAAUAUGUUUUCUAUUGGUCAUCCUAAUUAUAAGAAGUAUUUGCAUCAAAAUGGUAACAUGAAAAAGGAUUAA
Molecule: messenger RNA, 435 nt
Organism: Plasmodium malariae
Lineage: Eukaryota; Apicomplexa; Aconoidasida; Haemosporida; Plasmodiidae
Product: conserved Plasmodium protein, unknown function
Exons: 1
Coding region: 1-435 (144 amino acids)
Source: RefSeq, a predicted model, not a curated record